AUGGCCCAUGUUUCCAUUGCACACAAACACAUUGAAAUUCCAAACAGUGAUGGAUCUACCACCAUUUCGGACGAGGAACAAUGUACCCAUGAGCUGUUAAAGUUAGAAAUCACGGACGUUAUUCCACUGGAAUUUUUCAUCCAAUAUUUUGAAGAAUUUGAAGAUGAAGAUUUUAUCAACAGCAUCAACAUGAUAAUCCAGGAAUACAAACAUCUUUGCCAUGAAAAUGAAAUAUUUAUACAAUACCUUAAAGAUAAUGAACCAUCAAUGCUUUCAACUUUUGAGGAAGCAUGCAAAAAAAUACAAGCUCUGGAACAGUCAAAUCCGCUUCUACCACGGUUUUUUGAAAUGUCUGAAGAACUUAUCACAGCUGAUACAAUGCCAUUUGUAUUAGGACCACAAAUAAAUAUAUCGACACGUGCAGAUCUUGCUGCACGAUACAUGGAUGAACUAAGAGAAACAAUGAAAAAGUUUGAAGCGAAAAUAACGCGCGAUUGCAAACGCCUCAAAGUACAAAUUGAAGAGGCCACAAUACGAUUAGAAGAAAUUGAAGAUGCGGCUGCUGUAUUUGAACAAAACGUUGUCAUCGACGGUGUGGACCCAAUUACACAGCGCAUACCCGCUGAAAAGUUUGUUCAAUUCAUGCACGAAUGGAUGAAAAAAGCGCGUUUUAUAACUGAACGAAUUCGUCUCAAUACUUCCUAUAUGAAAGUCACCUAUUCCAAGUUAAAAGCCCUAUUCGACCAAAAAUCAGAGCUUGGAAUCAGUCUUUCCAACAGUGACUUCGAAGCAUUACGCAUUCGAAAUAAUCACCUAGCCGGAUUAAUAGAACAGAAAAACGUUCAUCUAGUCGAACUGAAGCAAAUCAACGGUGCCGCAUCGCUCGAAUUGGCAACCACAAAGAAAACUUUAUUGGGUUUACAAGUGGCGUAUAAUAAAUUAAAGAGAGGUAUUGAAACUCGCGAAAAACAACGGGAGGAAUUUACCAAUGAAAUCAUUGCCACAUCAAAAGAUUUGAGUGUCGUUAAAGCAAAAUAUCACAAUGUGAAAACCAUUAUAGACAAUUGCAAAGCUCCUGAAACCUUAGCAUACCUACGAGUAAAACAUCAGCACACUGAGUUGAUGAGACAGCACAGAGUGCUCUGUCGCCAGGAAAACUUGAUGGCUAUCACUAGAAGCACGUAUGAAAUGAAUCUUAUAAAGUUAACUCAUAGAAAAACUGUAGAUCCAAAGUGGUAUGAGCCUCUUCAACAAGGGGACGAAGAAGAUUUCGCUGCGCAAGGGGAGGCGGCAGAAGCAAUCGCUUCAGAAUUUGACAUAUUUAAAGCAAUUAAUGUAAAACCCAUCAAGUCUACCACCAGCGCAAAACAAGUAAUCAAGUAAAUUAAUUAAUACUAAACAAAACCAACUAUGUAUAAUAGUAAUAUUGCUAUGUAUUUUUAAAACAAGAGUUGGCUGUAUAUAAACAAUUUUAAAACAUAUAAAAUAACAGGUAAAAUAUAAAGGUUGAACCUAA
Molecule: messenger RNA, 1516 nt
Organism: Dalotia coriaria
Lineage: Eukaryota; Metazoa; Arthropoda; Insecta; Coleoptera; Staphylinidae
Exons: 5
Coding region: 1-1383 (460 amino acids)
Biological process (GO): cilium assembly
Cellular component (GO): ciliary basal body; axoneme
Source: RefSeq, a predicted model, not a curated record